Mya arenaria is the source of this 2149-nucleotide messenger RNA. RefSeq lists its product as uncharacterized. Gene Ontology annotation, biological process: immune response. Bases 47 to 832 code for a protein of 261 amino acids. Gene Ontology annotation, molecular function: tumor necrosis factor receptor binding. Gene Ontology annotation, cellular component: membrane. Lineage: Eukaryota; Metazoa; Mollusca; Bivalvia; Myida; Myidae. The transcript is spliced from 4 exons. The record is from RefSeq and is a predicted model, not a curated record.
AUGACUCAGUUGUUUCAAACAGAAAUAGUUUACUAGUCGAUUCAUAAUGGCGGUUAAACAUCUGAAACUCUUUGGGAUUGUUUCAUUGGUUUUGCUGUUGACGGUGAUCAUAUCUGUAAUUGCUAUCAUACUAUCGAUGCCGGAUGUUGAGACUAUUGAUGGAAAUAAAGAGAUCUGUUUUAAGGCCGAAAAUGGUGAAAUAGAAUGUGGACCAACAGUUGAUAAAAUUCACCUUCUAUUCGAAACGGAACUACCAGUAAUUUAUAACGAUUUGUUGAAGAAGGAAAAAGAGGAUACGGUGAAAUAUAUUAAAGAACAAGACAUUCAACUGCAAAAUCCUUUCGAAGCCCAACUGGAGAUGAAACCCUCCGCCCGCCUUGUUGGUGCCCGGGAUAUCAAGCAGAGCUCAGAUGAUGCUGCGAUGACAACGGUCCGUUCGUGGCGCCAUGACAAAGACCUUCACUACACGGACGGUUUCCAACGCUACGGAAUACGUUACCAAAACGGUCGAAUGAUAGUUCCUCUAUCUGGCACAUAUAGCGUCCACUCAUUUUUAACGCUCCGGGAAAGAAUCAACGGGGAGCUCGCAGAACAACAAGUGGCUCCAAUACGUCACUCCAUGUAUAGAUUCAACGUCCUUUCGAGUGACGAAGAGAUCGGCUCCUGUAUUCAGUCUCGCAAGAAUUCAUCCAUCGGAAGCUAUAAUUACUACAGCAGUCAGGUGUCCACUGUUCUCCGUCUGAACGCGGGAGAUGAAAUCUCUGUGAAGAUAAACGAUGUGUCCUUGGUUGACAAGCCGGAAGAAAAUUUCUUUGGAGUGAAUAUGAUUUAGGCGCUCGAUCAAUUACGAGACUCAAUGAUAUUUAGUUAAUUUCUGAUCCUAUUUGAUGUGACGACAAUGCAACAGGUGUUUCUAUGUGUAUACUGUCAAUCUGCUUGUCGUUUAAACUGUUUUCUUGGAAUUGUACUGUUAUACUUGCAAUGAUGUUUUCCGUGGAUACUCCGAAUGUUUAAUACACCCAGUACAUGAAUUUUUGCCACAUUUAGCCAUGAAUGUUGUUUAUUGGUUAUUUGGUAACAGUAACCGUUUAGGUUAUAAAAUGUCACAUGCUAUAGAUAUACAUUACGACUUUAAGCAAUAAGUUAUUCUGUGUCCAAUUUCUCGAACAACUUUAGGGUUAUUAAAAGCUUAAGUAUGUUAUGUCAUUAAGUCAAAUAAACAAAUAGUUUUACGUAAACCCUUUUGAAAGGGACUUAAACUUGUAAGAGACAUUUGAGCAAGGUUGUUUCCCGAUAUAAUACUUUGUAUUCCACAUCGAGUAUAUAAAUAGUAACACAGUCAUUUGUACCGUUUAGUAUUGUGUAUAUAAUAAGCAGGCGUUUUGUUAAUGAGCUGUAAGUAUUUAUAUUGUUUAAGAUAAUUCUGCUAUUGUUUAUAAUAUACGGAACGCGAAUUCUGUGAUAUGUUGACAGUGUAAUUGCUAUGGAGUUUUCUAUUGUUUUAUUUCAUGUUGUAGUGAGAUAUAUGUUUUAAACAAAUAGUAAGUCAUCUUGCAAUGUAAUAUCCAUUUUUUAAUUUGUAUGUUCGUUUCAUAGCUCUCCUGUGCUUUUCAACUGAAUUGCCUGAUCUAACGAUGAUUAUAACAUCGUCCUCUCGUUAUUAAGAUGGUCAGAUUGUGAAUAUUGAAGCCGUUAGACUACAAUACAUUGUUGUUGCAAAAUUCCCAUCUGUUUGAGGGACAAUGUUUGCUAACGAUCGCCGUUGUAAUGGACAUACUGCCAAACCACCGUGGUAUAAACAUUCUUAACUGGUAAAGCAACAGAGAGUUUUCCUAGUUUCGUGAUAAGCCUGGACACUCGUACUUGGAGUCAAUAUGUUCUUUCGUUAGACAAAGUAGGUAACUUAAUCCGAUUUAGCGUCAUGUCAUUUGUCAUGCAUAAAACGUCCGUAUAUGGGACCGGUGUGCGAGUGUCUGAACAGAAUAAUAAUUCCUAAACCAUUCUAAUAAAUCGUCAUGUAAAUUCGUAUGUGUCUGUAUUUGUUGCUUUUCUUAUAUCUAUUUUUUGUUAGUGUUUGUUAUCAUCAUUUAAUCAAUAUCACAUUAUUUUAAGAAUGAUUUGCUUGGCUGAAUAAAAUCAUGUUAUGAAA